Camelina sativa (false flax) is the source of this 575-nucleotide messenger RNA. RefSeq lists its product as uncharacterized. Lineage: Eukaryota; Viridiplantae; Streptophyta; Magnoliopsida; Brassicales; Brassicaceae. The record is from RefSeq and is a predicted model, not a curated record.
AUUAUUUUAAAGACGCCAUUUGAAACUAGUCCACAUAAUAAUAUUUCAAAGUAGUAAAGAAACUUGAGGUCUAUAUAAAUGGAGACAGGAAGUGUGUGACUCUUGUCUCCUACACUAAAUUCUCUGAGCUCUUUUCACCAAAAAGAGAGAAUGGUGUGCAGAGCAGAAGAAGCAAUGAAGCAAAGAGAGAUGAUCAAGAGAUGUAAAGAAGAUGAUCAACAGAAGAAGAAGAAGAAGACGCAAUCAAUAACAAAUUGCAACAAAGACAAAAGCUGCAAAUUCAAGCGAAGCACUAGUAAUCUCGAAAACGACGGAGCUUCCUCAGCUAUCUUCCUCCUCGCCUGCAUCGCCUGCUCCUCCUUCUCCCAUCAUCUCUAAUUAUUAAGUAACUACUAUCUUAGUUAUAACAGCCUCCACAGUUAAUUACUCUUCAAACUACGUUUAAUUACUAGUCUUAUAUUUGUUAAUUCUAUUUAUAUUUUUGUUCGAUAUGAGGUUUUUAAUCUGCACACUUUGGCAGGUAAUUUCUUGUACUUUAUUUUGUCUUAAAGUUUUUUAAUAUAUUAAUCUGUUUU